AUGUCUAGGCCUGAAAUGGACGAGGUCCUAUUUGCUUAUAUUGUUAUGGCCCUUCACGUUGUAAGCUUAGUAUUGGUGCGAGUUGAUAAUGGUGUACAGAGGCCAGUUUACUAUGUAAGCAAAUCUUUGCAUGAAGCCAAGGUUCGUUACCUACCAUUAGAGAAGGCCAUUCUGGCGAUGGUGCACGUAACACGUAAACUCCCCCACUACUUCCAAUCACAUACAAUCGUUGUCCUGACCCAACUUCCGCUUAGGUCUCUGCUUCGAAGCGCUGAUUACACACGGAGGAUUGCCAAAUGGGGUACAAUCCUAGGAGCUUUUGACAUCAAGUACAUGCCUUGCACCUUUAUUAAGGGUUUGGUCCUUACAGAUUUGGUAGCUGAGUUCGUGAAAACCUCAUUACAAGAAAAGGUAGAGAAGCAAAGCAUGGAUGGAAAAUCAGUUGGUAUGGUCUCCUUGCAAGAGCCCUUAUCUUGGAAGGUAUAUGUUGAUGGUACAGCAAAUCAAAGGGGAGCUGGAGUAGGGCUAGUUCUAGUAUCUCCCGAGAAGAUCACCAUUGAGAAAUCAUUGAGACUGUACUUCUCGGCCACAAACAACAAGGCUAAGUAUGAGGCUUUAUUAGUAGGGAUGACCAUAGUUCAAAAAAUAGGCGGAAAAGCAGUAGAGAUAUUCUCAGCUUCAAGAUUGGUCGUAGGCCAGGUGAAGGGGGAAUUAGAAGCUAGAGACAUGAGAAUGCAGGAAUAUUUGAAUCAGGUUAGGCACUUACAAUCAGGGUUUGAAUCUUUCAACUUGCUGCAUAUCCCUAAGAGUGGAAACACACAUGCAAAUUCCCUGGCUACUCUUGCAACCUCCUCGGCACAGGGUUUACCUCAGGUCAUACUUGUUGAAAACUUGUGCAAGCCCACUGAGGUGAAAAGGGACAUGGUCCAAAUCCAUCAAAUCAAGGCAGGGCCUAGCUGGAUGGAUCCUAUAAUGUUAUUCCUUAAAAAUGAUAUCUUGCUCGAGGAGAAGUCAGAAGCUGAAAAGGUGCGAAGAAAGGCCCUUCAGUUUUGGCUGUCCGAGGACCAAAAAUUAUGCAAGCGCUUUUUUUCUGGGCCAUACUUGCUAUGUAUACACCCUGAAGCAUCAGAACUACUGCUUGAGGAGUUACAUGAAGGAAUUUGUGGGAGCCAUAUAGGAGGUCAUUUCCUUAAGGCUGUAGGGAAUAAAAGGUAUUUGCUGGUCGACACAGAUUACUUCACCAAAUGGGUUGAAACUGAACCAUUGGCCAAUAUCAGGGACGUGGAUGCUAAGAGAUUUGUUUGGAAGAAUAUUGUCACUCGGUUUGGGAUCCCUCAUACCCUCAUCUCAGAUAACAGCCUUCAGUUUGAUAGUAAGGCCUUUAGGAGGUACUGUUGUGACUUGGGAAUUACAAAUAGGUAUUCCACCCCGGCUUAUCUUCAAGGGAAUGGCCAAGCCGAGGCUUUUAAUAAGGUCAUAGUGAAUGGACUCAAGAAAAGGUUGGACGAUGCAAAGGGAAAAUUGGUAGAAGAGUUGUCACACGUCCUUUGA
This is a messenger RNA of Quercus robur (English oak), 1551 nucleotides long. RefSeq lists its product as uncharacterized. Gene Ontology annotation, molecular function: nucleic acid binding; RNA-DNA hybrid ribonuclease activity. The record is from RefSeq and is a predicted model, not a curated record. The transcript has 2 exons. Lineage: Eukaryota; Viridiplantae; Streptophyta; Magnoliopsida; Fagales; Fagaceae. The coding region runs from base 1 to 1551 and encodes 516 amino acids. Gene Ontology annotation, biological process: DNA integration.